AAGCGGUAUAUAAAGUUACUGUACAUUUGUUAUGUCUCAGUUCUUCCUGUCGAGUGUUGAGUAUUUGUUAGAAUGGCUUCUUCCAGUGUUUAUAUUUUGUUUCUUUUCUUAUUCGCCGUUAAUGGACACGUGACUGUGAAUAUCUAUGAAGAUGUAGACGCUAAUAAAAAAGAAGGUUGGAACUGCGACCCUGCGACAUGCAUGCAACUGUGUCAGCGGAUGGGAUACACCAGUGGGGAGUGCAUAGACAACAGAUGUCAAUGCGACAAAUUUCUUGUUGAUUCUGAUAGAAGUGAGGAAACAACGCUAAGCGAUUGUGACUACAGAGCGUGUGACCAAACAUGCCGACGGCUUGGCUUUCCCGGAGGAGUAUGCGUGGGUGACAAAUGCAAGUGUGAUAAUUUCCUCAACCAAGAAAUUAGCCAAGAUAUUCAUAGAUCUAAAAUUCAAAGCUGCAACUACCAGGAAUGUAAUCAAAGAUGUCGUCGGCUCGGGUUCCCUAGUGGCGCGUGUGUGAACAAUGUAUGCAAAUGUGAUAAUUUCGCAUACGAUGAAGAUUCAGCUAAAAUCAAUAGUGAAUAUAGCAGCUGUAAUUACCGAGAGUGCGAUAGAAGAUGCCGCCGUCUCAAAUUUCCCGGAGGAGCUUGUGUGAAUAACAGAUGCAAAUGCGACAAUUUCCGAUUAAGCGUUGGAGAUAUAGAAGAAAAUCUUUCCUCUCAGGUCUGUGACGAAAUUGCGUGCAUGAACAUGUGCAUCGGCUUCAAUUACGUUUUUGGCAUGUGCCGGGAUGGCAGCUGCAUUUGUUUUUAAUUUUUUUUUUUAAUUAAUUCUAAAUUUAAAUUUGUUAUUCAUAGGUUUUUCGAUCAUGUCUGCUCUGUUGAGCAAAUCAGACAUUACCAAUGUAUUGUUAACAUGCUGAUCAAUUGAGAAAGUUAUAGAUUUAAUUCAAUAAAAAAAUAUCAGGUCUUUGAAAUAAUAUUUUA
Molecule: messenger RNA, 983 nt
Organism: Zerene cesonia (dogface butterfly)
Lineage: Eukaryota; Metazoa; Arthropoda; Insecta; Lepidoptera; Pieridae
Gene: 6tox
Product: tenascin-like
Exons: 6
Coding region: 73-810 (245 amino acids)
Biological process (GO): defense response
Source: RefSeq, a predicted model, not a curated record